UCUUUAUAUGGUCUCAGCAUGUGUGGAGCUUCUGGACUCCUCCCUGAUACAGUUGACGAUGAUGAUUCUCAGACGACCGAAACAAAGAAGCUUAGAUGGAGUGAGAAAGGCAGCGACCAUUUUCUGCUGCUUACGCAGAGACUCUCCGUCGCUUUCAGGCUUGAAUACGUUUCACUUUUUGCCUUAAAACACGCGAGACGACGGUUUUUGUGACUCGCAAAUGUGGAAUGAUGCAUUUCCCGAGGAGAAGGACCUGCGUGUGGAUCUAUUUCUUCUUCCUUCUGCUGGAUCGUUGCUGGGACGCGGUGUCCGGCCAGCUCUCUUACUCCGUCGCAGAGGAGGUGAAUGUGGGCACCGCUGUCGGUAAUAUCGCCAAAGAUUUGAACAUUAACGUUCAGGAUUUAGAGACUCGCAUGUUUCAGAUCGUUGCAGGAUCAAAGAGGAAAUAUUUCGAGGUGAAUUUAAAGACUGGCGUCCUCUAUGUGAACGAGAGGAUCGAUCGGGAAGGUCUUUGUGGUGACGAGGCAAAAUGUUCCCUCAGUGUAGAAGCCGUUAUUAACAAUCCUCUGAAAUUAUAUCGAAUUGAAGUCACGAUUUUAGAUGUUAAUGAUAACUAUCCAGUGUUUGAAAGCAAAGUAAUAACAAUGAACAUCAGUGAAAUCACCGCAGUAGGAGCGAAAUUUCCUCUAGAUACAGCUCAUGAUGCAGACGUCGGGCGAAACGGCGUGCAGACAUAUAAACUCAAUCCAAAUGAACAUUUUUCACUCAGUACAAACCCCUCGCACAGCACAAGCCCGGAACUAGUACUGAACAAAGCUUUAGACCGAGAAAAGGAGGCCGCGAUGUCACUCACAUUGUCUGCAAUUGACGGAGGAACACCUUCAAAAUCUGGUACAAUGAUAAUUAGAGUCAAUGUCCUCGACAUUAAUGACAACACUCCCAAGUUCUCCCAAAGUCUGUAUAAGGCUUCUGUGUAUGAAAAUGUUCAAUUGGAUUCAACAAUAAUAACUGUGAAUGCCACUGAUUUAGAUUCCGGGAUUAACGGACAAGUGUUUUACUCCUUUAAAGCAGCAGGUGGAAACAGAAAACCGAAACUAUUUUCAAUUGAUGAAAAAAGUGGUGUAAUUGUGAACAUUAAACAUAUUGAUUAUGAGGAAAACAAUCAUUUUGAAUAUCAAAUUGAGGCCAGAGAUGGUGCAGCUUCUCCUCUCACAUCUCAUGCUAAGUUACUUAUUGAAGUGUUAGACGUGAACGAUAAUGCUCCUGAGAUCACUGUGACCUCACUCUUAACCACAGUGGCGGAAGAUUCACCAUCUGGCACAGCCGUCGCUCUAGUUUCAGUCUCAGACAAAGAUGGAGGUAAAAACAGUCAGGUGCAGACUCACAUCUCGAAUAAGGUUCCUUUUAAGUUAGAGUUGAACUACAAGAACUACUACUCACUGGUGGUGGACGGUCCACUGGACAGAGAGGCGGCUCCUCAGUACAACAUCAGCAUCACAGCCACUGAUGAAGGCAGCCCACCUCUCUCCAGCACCAGAGUCAUUCAAGUUCAAGUGUCAGACGUGAAUGAUAACAGGCCUCUCUUCACAGAGAGUUCUAUUAAUGUCUACGUGAAGGAGAACAGUCCAGUAGGAGCAGUGAUCAAAGCUGUGACAGCGACAGAUCAGGACGUCAGUCAAAAUGCUCAGUUGACUUAUUCACUGUUGCACAACAGCAGCGAGGCCUUACCACUUUCAACACUGGUCAAUAUCAACUCAGACACAGGAGACAUAGUCAGUCUGCAGUCGUUUGACUUUGAGAAGUUAAAAACCUUCCAGUUCAAAGUUCAGGCCACAGACUCUGGUGUUCCUCCUCUCAGCAGCAACGUGACCGUGAACGUUUUUAUCCUGGAUGAGAACGACAACAGCCCUACGAUUCUGGCUCCCUAUUCUGAGCUGGGUUCAGUGAACAGUGAGAACAUUCCUUAUUCUGCUGAAGCAGGAUACUUUGUGGCAAAGAUCAGGGCUGUAGACGCAGACUCUGGAUACAACGCUCUGCUGUCUUAUCACCUGUCUGAGCCCAAAGGAAACAACCUGUUCAGGAUCGGAACCAAUAGUGGGGAGAUCCGGACCAAGAGGAGAAUGAGUGACAAUGACCUGAAGACUCACCCCUUGGUGGUGCUGGUUUCUGAUAAUGGAGAACCCUCCCUGUCAGCGACUGUGUCUAUCGAUGUGGUGGUGGUUGAAAGCUCCGCUGACAUCCAGACUCAGUUCAGACAUGUGACCAUGAAGGAGGAGAACUUCUCUGAUUUGAACUUGUACCUGCUGAUCGCCAUCGUGGCGGUGUCGUCCAUCUUCCUGCUGAGUCUGGUGACCUUGAUAGCGGUCAGAUGUCACAGGACAGACAGUGAUUUCAGCAGGUACAGCCCCCCCAUGAUCACCACCCACCCUGACGGGAGCUGGUCUUACUCCAAAUCUACUCAGCAGUACGACGUGUGUUUCAGCUCAGACACACUCAAGAGUGACGUGGUGGUUUUCCCCGCCCCGUUUCCACCUGUAGAUGCAGAACUGAUCAGUAUUAACGGAGGAGACACUUUUACCAGGACUCAGACUUUACCUAACAAAGAGAAGGUAAGAAAAAGUUUCUCACUCAUUUGAUGAAACUGAUUUUCUGUUUCCUAACUAUGAGGGAAAAAAAAUCAUUGUCGCUUGAAGUUGACUCAUAAUAUUGUCCCUGAAAAUAUUUCUUGGUGGUUUGGGGUUGUAGCACGUUCAG
Molecule: messenger RNA, 2754 nt
Organism: Synchiropus splendidus (mandarinfish)
Lineage: Eukaryota; Metazoa; Chordata; Actinopteri; Syngnathiformes; Callionymidae
Product: protocadherin alpha-3-like
Exons: 1
Coding region: 228-2636 (802 amino acids)
Biological process (GO): homophilic cell-cell adhesion
Cellular component (GO): plasma membrane
Molecular function (GO): calcium ion binding
Source: RefSeq, a predicted model, not a curated record